Molecule: messenger RNA, 1398 nt
Organism: Trypanosoma rangeli
Lineage: Eukaryota; Euglenozoa; Kinetoplastea; Trypanosomatida; Trypanosomatidae
Exons: 1
Coding region: 1-1398 (465 amino acids)
Source: RefSeq, a predicted model, not a curated record
AUGUCUUUGGAAUUUGAAAAUGCAAUUCGUGAAAUAAGUCUUACGAAUACAAAAAUACAUUCGGCAUGCCUUUGGCAGAAAGUCCAUGACAAACGCCGGGUGUCUGAAGCAGUUGACGAGAGUUUAUUUGAGGCAGUGCUGCUGCACUCCGCCAGGUAUAUACUCGGGAAGCUGGAGCAGAGAGAGGCCGUGGCGGAUUGCUGGGAAGGAUACUUGGAGUUUUUUGCAGAGGCAUGGCAUUCCUUUGGCACAACCUUUGCUGACGCCUUUCUUAUUGUGUGUGAGGAUAUAUAUCUUUCCCUGUUGAAGUACCCUGAUACGCCGAAGGACCUCCUUCAAGAGUAUUUAAGCAGCCUUGCCGCCCAGCGACGCAUGCCUAUGCGAAAGAAUCCCAAUUGGUCGAGUUCCAUCCCGAGUUGCCCGACGUUGGAGGGUGCCUCGGAAGAGGUGGCCUUAGUUCCUGACAUUCCCCACAACGAAGUGAAACGGUAUUUGGAUACCCUCCCGAAGCAACUAACCUUUCCCUUGCACAACAUCAUUCUUCGUGUGCGACUAGUCAACCCCCUACCUAUACCAGGGGUUGUUUCUGUCCGCGAAGGAUGGAGGUGCGAUACGUGCCAUAUCGAUAAUAUUCAAGUGGCGUACCAGGCCAUGAUUUGCGACAGCGGCGAUGAGGCGGGUGUUCGCAGCGAGGUACGCUUCCUGAAUGCACCAAACCGUGGAGGCUUUGAUAUAUGCCUGAGUUGUGCCGUGUAUUUCUAUCGUGACGCGACAUUGAAAUUAUCUCAAGCUCUUGGGGAUUGCUUGCAAAUUUUUCGGGUGAACCCAGUUGCCGAUAUUAAGUUGCAUUCAUUUGCAUGUGUGGAAAAUGUGGCAUACUUGACGGUCUCCGUUCUACCGUGGGGGGCGCGGCCCAUUGUGUGGGUACUCAGACAAGACGGGCAUAAUCCACCUGCGAAUUGGCGUUCAGCGGCAAAAAUAAAAAGCUGCCAUCAGUAUGAUCCUUCUCUGAGGAACGGCGGUGGCUACGACGAUCAAUGCACCACUUGUAUGCAGCCCCUGGCCAACGGGAUGCCAGUGCUGGUGACGGUUUGCGGACAUUGGUUUCAUGUGGACUGCGUUCAAGAAAUGCUGAGUAUGAUGAGCGACGAAUGCCCAGUCUGUCGCCGAGAAAAUGUUUUAUCUAGUUGCUUUAAUUUGGCGGGUCGGUCCAACAUGUACAAGGUGCAGGUAGACUGUCCAACUGACUCCACGGAAUUUGUUGUGGUCGUGGGGGCGUUGCUGACACUAAAUGGGGAAUACAACAACCCCACCAACAUUGCAGCCUGUAGGUCGAUCCUGGUCAAACAUUCCUGCGCUACCAAUUUUGAUGCAGUUGUGGACGCACAACUCCAGUAG